Messenger RNA from Gymnogyps californianus (California condor), 864 nucleotides. RefSeq names its product leucine rich repeat containing 3 (gene LRRC3). The coding region runs from base 1 to 864 and encodes 287 amino acids. Gene Ontology annotation, cellular component: plasma membrane. The record is from RefSeq and is a predicted model, not a curated record. The transcript has a single exon. NCBI's taxonomy places the organism in Eukaryota, Metazoa, Chordata, Aves, Accipitriformes, Cathartidae. Gene Ontology annotation, molecular function: protein binding.
AUGGGAGAAGCUUUGCAGGAGCGCAGAGGAGCCGCCCUGCUGCCCAGGAGCUGCUGCAGCCACCGGGGAAUCGCCAGCAGCCAUGCCGAGCUGGCCGGCUGCAAGAUGACCCUGACGACCACGCCGGCAGCCAGCGUCGCCCAGGCUUUCUUUUGCCUCUUGCUGUGCGUGCCCUGGGGCAGCUCCUGCCCCCCGAGCUGCCAGUGCACGGAGCGGGCAGGGGCGAAGGCCGUCCUCUGCAGCUCCCGGCACUUGGAGGAGAUCCCCAAGGACAUCCCCAAAGACGCGGUGUUCCUCAAACUGGACGCCAACAGCAUCACCAGGAUCCCCAGCAAUGCCUUCCGGCACCUCUCCCACCUGGAGGAACUCGAUCUCUCCAGGAACGCCAUCGAGAAGAUCGACAGGGCGGCUUUCAAAGGGGUGGCUGCCGGGUUGCGUACCCUCGACCUCUCCAGCAACCGCAUCCGCAGCAUCCCCAAGGAGGCCUUGCUGGCGCUCAAUGCCAAGCUCCGGCUGGCCAACAACCCCUGGCACUGCGAGUGUGCCUUGCAGGAGGUGUUGUGGGAGGCGCGGCUGGACCCCGACUCCGUCCAGGACAUCACAUGCCACACGGCCCCGCGCGAGGAGUACGUGGGCAAGCCGCUCCUCCAGGUCCUGGAUGCCGGCGUCAACUUCUGCAGCGUGCGUCAGAGGACCACGGAUGUUGCCAUGUUCAUCACCAUGUUCGGCUGGUUUGCCAUGGUCAUCGUCUACGUGAUCUGCUACGUCCGGCACAAUCGUGAGGACACCUGCAAGCACGUGGAUUACCUGAAGUCACUGCCGAGCACCCAGGGCCAUGCAGAGACCACCAGCACUGCCCUGUAG